Messenger RNA from Notodromas monacha, 1330 nucleotides. Lineage: Eukaryota; Metazoa; Arthropoda; Ostracoda; Podocopida; Cyprididae. The record is from the annotation of a GenBank genome assembly.
GUUGCACACACAAUCCACGUGACAGCGCAAAAGCUCAGCGCCUGCUGCUGCGUCACGACCUGCGUGUCACAGCAACUCGACCACUUCAGAAAAAAGUUCGCGGCAGACCAGGAGCACGAGCAUCCGUGGACUUUUGCCGCGUCUGUUGUCGUUCUUUCGGUUCCCGAUCCAGGGUAGUGCAAAAGUGUGAAAUGCGAUUCCGUGGUGUGAUUACCCCGUUGCUAACGCCGUUCAAUGACGACGGCUCUAUCAAUUAUGAGCAUUUGGAGAGGAAUUUGAAGGCGUGGAAUGAAUGGAACAUCGACGGAGUCGUGGUAAAUGGCAGCGGCGGAGAAUUCCCGCACACAAGUCAAGAGGAGCAAAUGGAUCUCGUCAAGUUUGUGAAAGCCCGUACGUCCAAGUUCGUCAUCGCCUGUGUGCCGGAGCAAGGCACGAAGCUUGCCGCAGACGGCUGCAGGAAGGCGGCAGAAGCCGGAGCCGACGCGGCCCUCGUCUUCGUUCCCUAUUACUGGCGCGACGCCCUGUCCGACGACGUGAUUUUCGAUCACUUCACUGCAGUCGCGGAUUCCAGCCCUAUCCCCGUUCUGCUCUACGCCAAUCCCCCGAGCACGCUGUUUGAAAUCAGCGUAAACGUGGCUGUGAAGCUAGCUGAUCAUCCGAACAUCGUCGGAAUGAAGGAUAGUACGGCUGACCGAUUGCUGGCCAAAGAUUUGUCGCAGAGGGUUUCCGUGUUGUUUCGAUAUCGGUCUGUCAGUCCAGUUUUCGAUGAUCUGUCACUCCAGGUUUCCAAGCUGGGGUUGAUUGCUCAGGCGACGAAGGGGAAACAUUUCGACGUUCUCGUCGGACGCGACACCCUGCUCGUACCUGGCUGGCUCCUGGGUUGCUCUGGUGGGAUCGUGGGCAUGUCCAGCUCCUUGGGGAAACUACACGGGGAAAUGCAAGCCCUUGUCAAGGACCACAGAUUUGAAGAAGCUGCCGAAAUUCAUCACAAGAUUACCUCUGUAGCGGCCGCGGUAACGUCUAUGUCAGUGAUACCUGCCCUCAAAGCGCUAAUGGAUAUUGUAGGUUUGUAUGGCGGCCCUCCAAGGGCCCCUUUGAAAUCUAUUCCCGAAGCUGGAACUGCGAAACUGAGGGACGCUGUGGAAAAAAUUGGAUUUAAACUUUAAUCCCUACGCAUCCCUUACAUACAAAGAACGAAGUGAGAAAAUUUUAUCCUGGUGCUCGAAAGCCAUCUGGUGCUCUAAAAUUCUUCCAUGAUGGAAUAUUUCGCAAUACAGUCAAUACUGUACAUGUUCAUGCUGCAAGGAAAUAGAGUGGCUCAUUCACAAAA